UCUGGACUCCUGGAUGCAGAAUGACUGUGUACAACAUUUUGUCAUAAUUCUGAACAUGACUCUUCUGUCUUUCAGAUCCUGAGAGAAGAGAAUGGACAAUAAGAAUAUUUCCUUCAUUACUGAGUUUAUCCUGGUGGGUUUAACAAAGUAUUCAGAGACCCAGUUCCCCUUCUUCUUCCUCUUCCUAGGUAUCUAUGUUGUCACUGUGGCAGGCAACCUGGGCUUACUCACUCUAAUUGGACUAAAUUCUCCCCUUCACACUCCUAUGUAUUACUUCCUCUUUAAUUUAUCUUUCAUUGGUCUCUGUUAUUCUACUGUUAUCACCCCCAAACUGUUGAUAAACUUUGUUUCGGACAUGAACACAAUUUCCUAUGAAGGGUGCAUGACUCAGCUCUUUUUCUACUGCUUCUUUGUCAGUGCAGAAUGCUAUGUGUUGACAGUGAUGGCAUAUGAUCGCUAUGUGGCCAUCUGUAAGCCUCUGCUGUACACAGUUACCAUGUCCCCUCAGGUCUGCUCUCUGUUGGCUCUCAUUGUCUAUGUGGGAGCAUUUAUUGGUGCAUGGGCUCACACAGGGUACAUGCUGAGAUUGACCUUCUGUAAGGACAACAUCAUCAAUCAUUACAUGUGUGACAUCCUUCCACUGCUAGAGCUUUCCUGCACCAGCACUUACAUCAAUGAGCUGGUAGUAUUCAUUGUUGUAGGUUUCGAUGUAGGUGUGCCCAGCAUCACCAUCAUUGUUUCUUACACAUUCAUUCUUUCAAACAUACUUCAAAUUCAUUCUACUGAAGGAAGGUCCAAGGCCUUCAGCACUUGUAGCUCACAUAUAAUUGUGGUUUCUGUUUUCUUUGGAUCAGGGGCAUUCAUGUACCUCCAUCCUUCUUCUGUCUUGUCCAUGGAUCAAGGGAAAGUGUCCACUGUAUUCUAUACCAUUGUGGUACCCAUGCUCAAUCCUUUGAUCUACAGCUUCAGGAACAAGGAGGUCAAGGUUGCCCUGAGAAAAACCUUGAGUAAGAAAAUAUUCUCCUGAGUUGAGGGUAGUAUUACUUAUUAAAGAAAACACUGGCUUCUCUUAAAAUAUGAAG
Onychomys torridus (southern grasshopper mouse) is the source of this 1082-nucleotide messenger RNA. RefSeq names its product olfactory receptor 145-like. The transcript has a single exon. Lineage: Eukaryota; Metazoa; Chordata; Mammalia; Rodentia; Cricetidae. Bases 92 to 1027 code for a protein of 311 amino acids. Gene Ontology annotation, biological process: sensory perception of smell; G protein-coupled receptor signaling pathway. Gene Ontology annotation, molecular function: G protein-coupled receptor activity; olfactory receptor activity; odorant binding. Gene Ontology annotation, cellular component: membrane. The record is from RefSeq and is a predicted model, not a curated record.